Thalassophryne amazonica is the source of this 930-nucleotide messenger RNA. RefSeq names its product paraneoplastic antigen Ma1 homolog. Lineage: Eukaryota; Metazoa; Chordata; Actinopteri; Batrachoidiformes; Batrachoididae. Bases 1 to 930 code for a protein of 309 amino acids. The transcript has a single exon. The record is from RefSeq and is a predicted model, not a curated record.
AUGGCAGAUCGCACCGAAUUGGCUGCAGAGCUGAAGAGGUGGUGCCGGGGGGAAGGUUUGGAAGAAGCUAGAGCGCUUAUGGUCCUGGUCCCUGAAGAAGCGGAAGUAGACCAAAUAGAAGAAACCUUAGAAAAGGUGAAAUGUUUGGGUCGAGUCCGUGUCCGACGCAGAAUGUUCCACCCCUCCCAAAGCUGUAUAUCAGUUUUGUGUGAAUGCAGAGAAGAGUGUACUGAGAAUGUACCCCCUGAAGUGCUUCAUGCAGGAAGUGGAAAACUCUGGCCAGUGAUCACAUUAUGUGAAAUUCCAGUUGUAAGUAACUUCAAUACCAAGUUGAAAACCUUGCUUAAUGCUGAGGGCAAGACUAUAGAAGAUGUUAAAAGUCUUUUCACAGAAUCCACUCCCAAGGUCAACUCCACUGAGUCUAUCUUGCAAGCGGUUGGUGACUUCUUGGAGAAGUCUUGCAAGCCACAGGCGGAAGGUGGUUAUCGGCGUUUACGCCUGUUCUCAGGGAACUUGCCGAUUCCCCCCAAUGAGGAAUCAUUUGACUACUGGCUUGAACAAGCAUGGCUCAUGGUGGAAGAAAGUGACUGUACAGAGAGGGAGAAAAGGCGCAGGAUAAUGGAAAGCCUAAAAGGGUCUGCAUUGGAAAUUGCGAAGUCAGUCAAAGAUUCAUAUCCAGAUGCAAAACCCACAGAGUACCUAGAAGCCCUAGAGAGUGCGUUUGGUACUGCUGAAUCGGGAGAUGAUCUCUACUUUGCCUUUCGGCUAAUGCAGCAACAGCCAGCAGAAAAACUGUCUGAUUUUCUAAGACGGCUGGAGAGAGCUCUCAAUAAAGUAAUACAGAGAGGAGGGUUUCCGGCUGAUGGCAAAGACAAAGCCCGUUUGGAACAGCUUUUGAGAGGAGCUGUCGUUUCAGAUCUCAUGUGUUAA